AUGAAGCCUGUCCCCAGGGGGGAGGAGGUGGCGGGGGAGCAGGGUGCGGGCCCGGGUCGCCGGGCCUCGGACAUCCGUGUGUUCGCCAGCAGCUGCACCCUCCACGGGCUGGGCCACGUGUUCGGGCCCGGGGGGCUGACCCCGCGCCGGUGUCUCUGGGCCGGGGCGGUGUUGCUCUCGCUGGCCGCCUUCCUGUACCAGGUGGCCGAGCGGAUCCGCUUCUACGGCCAGUUCCACCAUGUGACGGCGCUGGACGAGCGCGAGAGCCACCGGCUGACCUUCCCGGCCGUCACGCUCUGCAACAUCAACCCCCUGCGCCGUUCGCGCCUGACCCCCAAUGACCUGCACUGGGUCGGGGCCACCCUGCUGGACCUGGAGCCGGAUGAACACGGGGCCUUCCUCCGGGCCCUGGGCCGCCCCCCUGCCCCUCCCGACUUCCGGCCCAGCCUCACCUACGACCUGGCCGAGCUGUUUGCCCGCGCCGGCCACUCCCUCGAGGACAUGCUGCUGGACUGUCGCUACCGCGGCCUCCCCUGCGGCCCCAACAACUUCACCGCUAUAUUUACCCGCCUGGGUCAGUGCUUCACCUUUAAUUCGGGGGCCGGGGGAGUCGAGCUCCUGACCACCCCCAAGGGAGGCGCCGGCAACGGGCUGGAGCUGAUGCUGACCGUCCAGCAAGAGGAAUAUCUGCCCAUGUGGAAGGACACGGAGGAGACCCCGUUUGAGGUGGGGGUUCGGGUGCAGAUCCACAGCCAGGAAGAGCCACCGGACAUCGACCAGCUGGGCUUCGGGGCUGCCCCAGGAUACCAGACCUUCGUGUCCUGCCAGGAGCAGCGUCUGACCUUCUUGCCUCGCCCUUGGGGAGACUGCAGCUCUGCCCCCCUGGAGCUGGAGUCGGAGCCUGGGUUCCCCGGUUCUCCCGACGCCCCCGGAUCCCCCGGAUCCCCCGGAUCCCCCGGCGUCGCCUACAGCCUCUCGGGCUGCCGCCGGGCCUGCGAGGCCCGCUACGUGGCUGCAAGGUGCAACUGUCGCAUGGUGCACAUGCCAGGAAGAGCCCCCGUGUGCAGCCCCCAGCAGUACAAGAUCUGUGCGAGCCCCGCCCUAGACUGGCUGGUGCGGAGAGAUGCCCCGUUCUGCCGGUGCCCGAGCCCCUGUGCCAGCACCCGCUACGGGAAGGAGCUGUCCAUGGUUCGCAUCCCCAGCCGCGCCGCCGCCGCCUAUCUGGCCCGCAAGUACAACCGCAGCGAGCAGUACAUAGCGGAGAACGUGCUAGUGCUGGACAUCUUCUUUGAGGCGCUCAACUACGAGACGGUGGACCAGAAGAAGGCCUACGAGAUGUCGGGACUCCUGGGUGACAUCGGAGGCCAGAUGGGGCUGUUCAUCGGUGCCAGCCUGCUCACCGUCUUGGAGAUCCUCGACUAUCUGUGUGAGGUGUUCCUGGACCGGGUCCUCGCCUAUUUCUGGAAGAAGAGGCGGCCCCAGCAGCGGCGGCCCAGCGACAGCCUGCUCGAGGGCCGCAUGGACCCCCACCAAAGCCCGGCUCUCUUCGCCCCCGGCCCCAGGACCGUCACAGCCUCCCAACGGACCUGCUACCUCGUCACCCGCCUCUAGUGCCCGGGGCCCCCCCCCAUGCCCCGGGAUCCCAGCUCGCCCUCACCCACCGCUCCUGCAUGAGCAGCAGCCCCCUAAUAAAC
Messenger RNA from Tachyglossus aculeatus (Australian echidna), 1694 nucleotides. It is a transcript of the gene ASIC3, whose product is annotated as acid sensing ion channel subunit 3. The transcript has 11 exons. Gene Ontology annotation, biological process: sodium ion transmembrane transport. The record is from RefSeq and is a predicted model, not a curated record. Gene Ontology annotation, cellular component: membrane. The coding region runs from base 1 to 1611 and encodes 536 amino acids. NCBI's taxonomy places the organism in Eukaryota, Metazoa, Chordata, Mammalia, Monotremata, Tachyglossidae.